AAAAGUUCUGCAUUGGAUUGUGUCUCGCGCUGCUCUCGGAAUCAACACUGCUGGUGGGACCUCACGACUCGUACCGCGGUCACGAUACCACUCCAUCCCCACGACUAAGCAACAGAGACUCAGCUUCCAUGGGAUCUCAUCGCUGUCAGUUCCAUAAGCGAUGAUGUGGACUUCUGUGUCCGCUGUUGGUGAUCGAAUCCUGUUGUCCACUUCCAAUGACCCUUCCUUAUCAUGGACUCGGUCUCGACGCCCUGUCUAAAACGUGUCGAACGCGCUCCGAACCCCUGACGUUGCUACGCAGACUAGGCAUAGACGGCCAGGCUUCAUCACUAUCCUAUCGUCCUGACUGCUGGACUCGCCAGGACCCGUUGAACCUCGAUAAUCCCGAGCGAAGCCGCCGGAAGUCCGCAAUCCCCCUUUCCUUGGAAAGGGUCGAUCUUUGCUAUGCUGAGGAAUCCACCUUGCUCUUCAUCCCAGCUGAUCAUGCGUCGGAUGAGCAGCAUCCACGCGAGAGCACUGAAUCGGACAGGCCAAUGUCUCGUCGGCCCUGGCACGCGUCGAUGUCCACCGUCCAACAGCAUGUCACUCAGUGGCUUACGUCCUUCUGCGUGCACCCAAAAUCAACGACAACCCUACUGUGACGGCUCACUCGACCCGAACGGAAAACAUGGAGAAGGACAGCACAGGCUUGCAGCGGCUAUUGACCUCGCGCAAACUGGCGCGGAUGACGUAUACACCGGUGUGGUCCGACUGAAAGAAGAUUACUUGGUGGAGAGUUUCGAUGUGACCAUCUCGAAUGCCGUAGAGCUGGCCAAGGCGUACGUCCCCAAAAUCCCGGGAUUUGGACAAUGGGGCAGGUCGUCGUUGGAGAUUGUCCUCGUCGUCGGUUCUUUCUCGGCCUACUCUGCAACAGAGAUCGGCUAUGCUCUUGCGCUCUUGCGCCUGUCUCUGCGGGUGCUUUUGUUCUCGGAAUGUGUCUACGGUCGUCACUGUGUUGCUGACCGCCCUAUUUGCAGCGUGACAGUCCAUCCUGAACACAGGACAUGGAAUCGAAGAAGCGGAUUGAUCUUGUGGACGGGCGCGUGCUUGAGGCGUCGAUGAGAUUAGUUCGUUUGGAAGUCUGUUUCUGUGAGGCUCCCAUUCUGUCAAUCGGGUACUGGCGCAACAUGUUUCUUCCCAAUGCGACACAGUUCAUUGGACUGGGCAUUAUACGUCCUGUCGACUCCUCCCGCGUUCAGACUCUCCUUGGCUUCAGGCCUACUUUCAAAAGUCUAUCGCGAAAGCAUGGAUUGGGAAGGCUAGCCUGCCCAGUUCGGAACGAAUGGAACGAGACAACAAGUUGAAUCUUCUUAUGUGCCAAGGUGCGCAGUGGAGAGAAGUUCUGGAGAAAGGGAAGCAUCUUCGGGUUGUGUUUGGCCGCGCUGAGCAAGUUGGAUCUCGCACUCUGCAUUCGCCGACUUUGACGAGCGCUAUUCUGCCGAGUGGCACCGGGGCCCAUUGUCGCAGUCGAUAAGAGAGAGAGAG
Molecule: messenger RNA, 1524 nt
Organism: Mycena citricolor
Lineage: Eukaryota; Fungi; Basidiomycota; Agaricomycetes; Agaricales; Mycenaceae
Source: the annotation of a GenBank genome assembly